This is a messenger RNA of Pungitius pungitius (ninespine stickleback), 2564 nucleotides long. It is a transcript of the gene chkb, whose product is annotated as choline kinase beta. Gene Ontology annotation, biological process: CDP-choline pathway; phosphatidylethanolamine biosynthetic process. Bases 64 to 1536 code for a protein of 490 amino acids. Gene Ontology annotation, cellular component: cytoplasm. Lineage: Eukaryota; Metazoa; Chordata; Actinopteri; Perciformes; Gasterosteidae. The transcript has 11 exons. The record is from RefSeq and is a predicted model, not a curated record. Gene Ontology annotation, molecular function: choline kinase activity; ethanolamine kinase activity.
GGUGCGAAUCCUACUCGUCGUCUACCUUAAAUCUGCCCCCCCCCCUCCCCUUCUCUCUUCCCCAUGAGGCUCAUAUCAUCCACCCAUUUUACGCUCUUCCGGCUAUCUCGCCUAAGCAGUGAACUGCGGUUGUCAGCGAGUCCCUUGUGCCGGUUGAGACCGACACUUCACACCGGUCUUCCUUUACUCUUUGCCCGGCAACUCGCGAUGCAGUCGACUCGAAGUGUAACCACCAGCAGCCAUUGCGGGGGCAAAGCCGACACCGAAGGGCCGGGGCUUUUCAAUAACGUCCCGACGCUCACAACGGAGGCUCUGGCUCCUCCGGCGGCGGAGAAGAUCCGAGUGGGAAACACGCUCCUCGUCAACGAGAGACGGCUAAGGACUCCGAGUCCCCUGUUCGCGGCAAGCUGCGACGACGACUCGGAGUCGGAGGCUUUCAAAGAUGGGAGAACCGAGGUGGUGGACCGGGACACCAGGGCCAGGGCGUUUGCCUGGUGCCGAGACUUCCUGUCGGGGUCUUGGAAGACCAUCAAAGAGGGGGAUUUUCAAAUCAGCAUCGUCAGUGGCGGACUGAGUAACCUGCUCUACUUGUGUAGUUUGCCUGACCAUGUGCAGCCUGUUGGAGAGGAACCUCACCAGGUGCUACUAAGGGUUUAUGGAGCCAUCUUACAGGGAGUGGACUCACUGGUGUUGGAGAGUGUGAUGUUUGCAAUCCUGGCCGAGCGAACUCUAGGACCGAAACUUUACGGCAUCUUUCCAGAAGGACGCUUAGAACAGUACCUUCCGAAUUCUCGCAUGCGCACGGAUCAACUGUCAAACCCAGCCAUCUCAGUGGAGAUUGCCACCAAGUUAGCACGUUUCCAUGAAAUGAGCAUGCCCUUUAACAAAGAGCCUAAGUGGCUCUUUGGAACCUUAAACAAAUACUUGGAUCAAGUGAUGUCCAUCAAUUUUGUGCGUGAAGCACACGUUAAGAAGUAUAAGAAGCUGAUGAAGUUGAACCUACCUGCUGAGCUAGAGAGCCUCCGUGCGUUGCUGGCAGCGACUCCCUCGCCAGUGGUGUUCUGCCACAACGAUGUGCAGGAAGGUAAUAUCCUAAUGCUGGAAGAUGAGGACCACAACUCAUUAGAUAAACUCAUGCUGAUUGACUUUGAGUACAGCAGUUACAAUUACAGGGGUUUUGACUUCGGAAACCAUUUCUGUGAGUGGAUGUUUGACUACACCUAUAACCAGUGGCCCUUCUACAAAGCCGUAACAGAGAACUAUCCCACCAGAGAGCAGCAGCUUCAUUUCAUUAGAGGCUAUUUGGCAGAGCAGAGAAGACACCAUGACAUGACUGUGGACCAGACACAGAUGGAAGAAGAUUUGAUACUCGAAGCUAACAGGUACGCAUUAGCAUCCCAUUUCCUCUGGGGCCUGUGGUCCAUCAUUCAAGCCAAGAUAUCCAAGAUUGAGUUUGGAUACAUGGACUAUGCCCUGUGUCGUUUUGAUGCAUACGCCAAGCAAAAGAAGCUCUUCUCCGAACUUCCUCCAUCUUAAUGAGAUUGUAAUGUUUAUGUUAUAUUAUUGAAACUCCACUAUUAUGCAGCUUUGCUCAACACAAGCGAUGUUGAAUGAAAGAUAGACAUUUAGAUUUGUCCAUUUUAUUGGACAUUGAAGCUCCCCAUUGUGGGAUAUUUAUUUGAGAACAAUUCUUUAUCAUCGAAUGUCGCUGAUUGUUUGCGAGGCCCAUGACAUCUAAUUGUGCGCCAUUGUAAUGUCUUUAAAAUUCAGACUAUAACUUUUACUGUUUUUUUUUCAUUUUGGGAUAGCAUACCAAUCACAUUCCACGUGGUAGGUUUCUGUGUGCUUUAUUGUUUUUGGUUAUUCUACCUCACAUCUUUCUUCUGAUUCAUUCUGCAUUCGGGUUUUUAAAAGCGUAACCACAUUCGGCAAAUUAUUGCACAAGGGCUAUUUCAUACAUUUGGUGCAGUAUCAAUGUCAACAAUAUUGUUUAAUUAAGAGAAUAGUAUACUCGUAGUAUAUGGCAGCUUACAAUUAUGAUUAUUCAUCCAUUAACUGUACAUUUAACUGUUGGACUAUUUAGCUCAGCAGGUACUUUUGUUUGUCUUUUAUUUUUCUUUCUGACCUCUUGAAUUAAGUUAACUAAAAUGUCUAAUGCUAAUGUAUGUAACCAUGUCUGCUAGGAAUUGCUAAAAUUAGAUAAAUUAAUAAAAAUGUGUAUUUUGAUAAAACCGCAUCAUGUAAGUGAAUUAAUGUGUUGUUUUUGUCAUUUUCUUAAAUUUUGUCUAUUAUUUUGACAUUUUUAGAAAUAUUUUACUUCUGAAAGGAAACUUGAAGUUUAACUGUCUGACGUCAACUACCUUUUAACGUUUUAAUUUUAAAGCGACAUUGUUCCAUUCUGGUAACACGUCUGAUUACGUGAUGGCGCAAUGUUUUAGUCCUCUUUGCACUGCAAAAAUAUAAUAAGCUAAUACACAUGUAUGCUUGUAACCUGUAUCAGUGCUGUACUGUUUGUCUUAUACCCUGAUGUGCAUCAAACUAUAAAAUUAUAUUUUUACCAAACG